Messenger RNA from Tachysurus vachellii, 4042 nucleotides. RefSeq names its product serine/threonine-protein phosphatase 4 regulatory subunit 3-like. Gene Ontology annotation, biological process: protein dephosphorylation; DNA damage response. Lineage: Eukaryota; Metazoa; Chordata; Actinopteri; Siluriformes; Bagridae. Gene Ontology annotation, cellular component: protein phosphatase 4 complex; nucleoplasm. Bases 269 to 2695 code for a protein of 808 amino acids. The transcript has 16 exons. The record is from RefSeq and is a predicted model, not a curated record. Gene Ontology annotation, molecular function: protein phosphatase activator activity.
UGGGACACAGCCAUAACUACGGGUUACAAGAUGGCGGUCGUUGUGUUAGAGCUAUAAUAGCGAAAAACGACACUCGGGUAGUUUUAAAAAAGCGUUCAUGUCGGAUAACGUUAAGCACUUUGUUGUGUUUUAGUGCUUAAAAGUCGUUCUCUUUCCGUUUGUAGUUAUCCAGUAACAUGCGGUUAUUAAGUGUGAAGUGUGAAAGUAGGGGUUGAGGGAAAAAAGAGACGUAUUUCAGGGGAGGAUUUUAGGGAUUAAGAUAUAAAGGAUGUCGGAUACGAGACGGCGUGUCAAAGUGUACACGCUGAAUGAGGAGCGUCAAUGGGACGACCAGGGAACCGGACACGUCUCAUCCGCGUAUGUGGAUCGGUUAAACGGUAUAGCGCUGCUGGUGCGGGCCGAGGCAGAUGGCUCGCUGCUACUGGAGUCCAAAAUCAACCCGAACACGGCGUAUCAGAAACAGCAGGACACCCUUAUCGUUUGGUCCGAGGCAGAGAAUUAUGACCUGGCUCUGAGUUUCCAGGAAAAGGCAGGCUGCGAUGAGAUCUGGGAGAAGAUCUGUCAGGUCCAGGGUAAAGAUCCGUCUGUGGAGAUCACCCAGGAUCCCAUCGACGAGUCCGAGGAGGAGCGCUUCGAGGAGAUCCCAGAGACGAGCCACGUGGUGAAGCUUCCCACCUGCGAGCUCCCGCGCCUGGAGGAGAUCGCAGACCUGGUGACCUCCGUCCUGUCCUCUCCGAUUCGCAGGGAGAAGCUGGCGCUGGCGCUGGUGAGCGACGGCUACAUGCAGAGGUUGCUGCAGCUCUUCAGGACAUGCGAGGAGCUGGGAGAGCACGAAGGUCUGCGCCACCUCUACGAAAUCAUACGUGGUGCGCUCUUCCUCAACAAAGCAGCGCUGUUUGAGGUCAUGUUCUCGGACGAGUGCAUCAUGGACGUGGUGGGCUGCCUGGAGUACGACCCGGCGUUCGUCCAGCCCAGGAGGCACCGCGACUUCCUCACCAACACGGCACGCUUCAAGGAGGUGAUCCCCAUCACAGACUCGGAGCUCAGGCAGAAGAUCCACCAGACCUACCGCGUGCAGUACAUCCAGGACAUCAUCCUGCCCACACCCUCUGUCUUCGAGGAGAACUUCCUCUCCACGCUCACAUCCUUCAUCUUCUUCAACAAGGUGGAGAUUGUCAGCAUGCUGCAGGAGGACGAGAAAUUCCUGACCGAAGUGUUUGCGCAGCUCACAGAUGAAGCCACGGAAGAUGGGAAAAGGAGAGAGCUGGUCAACUUCUUCAAAGAGUUCUGCGCUUUUUCACAAACACUUCAACCGCAAAACAGAGACGCUUUUUUCAAGACGUUGGCGAAUCUAGGAAUUUUACCUGCUCUGGAAAUCAUCAUGGGGAUGGAUGACCUGCAGGUGAGGGCAGCAGCUACGGACAUCUUCUCCUACCUGGUGGAAUUCAGUCCCUCUAUGGUGCGAGAGUUUGUGAUGCAGGAGCCACAACAGGCAGAAGACGACGAUGUCCUACUGAUAAACCUGGUGAUAAAGCAGAUGAUCUGUGACUCGGAUCCUGAGCUCGGCGGUGCUGUGCAGCUCAUGGGGCUCCUCCGUACUCUCAUCGACCCCGAGAACAUGCUCGCGCCCACCAACAAAACAGAGAAGACGGAGUUCCUCAGCUUUUUCUACAAGUACUGCAUGCACGUCCUCACCGCGCCGCUGCUAGCCAACACGGCCGAGGAGAGGAAAGAUUUACCAGAAGGAUCUACGAAAGUCAAGCCAGUUUGUCCAGACAAUUUCCAGACGGCGCAGCUUCUGGCUCUGAUCCUGGAGCUGCUGACGUUCUGCGUGGAGCACCACACGUACCACAUAAAGAACUACAUCAUGAAUAAGGACCUGCUGCGGAGAGUGCUGGUGCUCAUGAACUCUAAACACACCUUCCUCGCCCUCUGUGCCUUGCGUUUCAUGAGGAGAAUAAUAGGACUGAAGGAUGAGUAUUAUAACCGCUACAUCAUUAAAGGGAACCUGUUUGAGCCGGUCAUCAACGCUCUGCUGGACAACGGGACGAGAUACAACCUCCUCAACUCGGCCAUCAUCGAACUCUUCGAGUUCAUCAAAGUGGAGGACAUAAAGUCACUCAUUGCUCACAUCGUGGACAAUUUCUACAAAGCGCUCGAGUCCAUAGAAUACGUGCAGACGUUUAAAGGACUGAAGGGUCGCUACGAGCAGGAGAAGAACCGACAGAGCCGAGGGAUCAGCAGGUAUCGCCGUGACGCCCGGUCCGUAGACGACGACGAAGAAAUUUGGUUCAACGAAGAAGAGGACGAAGACGACGCGGACGCCGGGGUCGAGAAGAGAGUCGAGGAAGACUUUCCGGAAAGCUACGGAAAGUUCAUAGGGGCCAAAAAAGUUAAAGAAAGCGAGGACAAAGAGAACCUCCCGAAGCGGACGCAGAGCGGCAGUUUUAAGUUCGCCUUCUCGCAUUCUGCAGCCGCCGCCAACGCAAACAAUGAGAAACCGGCGCCGUCCGCGUCCCCCGGCAGUCCGAACGGCUCCUCGGUUAAAGGAGCGACCGUGGCGUCUACCGCAGUGGUCAAGGCCGGGCUGGUGGGUCUGGUAGACUACCCCGAUGACGAAGACGACGAAGGAGAAGACGAGGAGGAUGAGGAAGACGAUCUCGCUCCACGAAAGCGUCCUCGUCUCGGCUCGUAAAAAGAAAAAAAAGAAACAAACACGUCUGCCAUCCCACGGUGCCGAAGAGUCCCGGAUUUAGGAGAGCUAGAGGAUUAGGACACCACCCAAACUCUCCUGCAUCAGCGCAUCCAUCAGACACGAGCACCAGAGCAGCCGAGCCACGCUGCGGUCACGUGACCCCUCUCCGUUUUCUUUCCUUAACCUCGUGAUCCGGACGUGUCGAGCUGUGUGAGCAGGAAGGAUGAACUUCAUCACAGCCGAGCUUUUUUUUUUUUUUUUUUUUUUUUUUUUUUCUUUCCUUUUCUUUUCCACCAGAGAGCCGUUCAGCCUAGCAGGACUAGCUACUUAGACAUAGAAGACUGAUUGGCUGAGCCUGUUGAUUUGGUCAGGUCGAGGGAACAAAUAAGUGUGUGGGCGGGGAAGGGGGACAGGGGGGCAAGACCAAAAUAAAAAAAAAUAAUAAUUGAAGUUCAGUAAAAAGGGUGUGACGAGCAGGACCUGGAUGUUGUCUGUGUCCUUGACUUGAAACUAGAAGCUCACAGUCAUGAAUUUAUCAUCAGUAGCUAUACAGCAGUACUUUUUUUUUUUUUUUUCCCCCUCUUCACUUUUUGUUUACUUCUUCAGUGGUGGUGUUUUUUUUUUAAGAUUAAAAUGCCAGUGUACAUGUUUCUCCCCCUCUUUCGACACGCAUUAAUGCGGGGCGAUCGUUUACACCUUUUUUUUAAAAUCACAUUUGUUUUAUUUGUUGGAGAAAACUUCAGUUGAAGAAGUUGUGAUGCUGAUUUUAAUAACGUAUAUUAAACAUGUAUUAAAAACUGCAGUAAAGUCAUUUUGCAGAUGAACGGAAACGUGUCCGAGCGUCUCUGUGUUGCGUCGGGUCGGUGAACCAAGACUCGGAGGAGCGCAGGCUCGGCUCCUCGCCAACGCGUUUGUAACCCGGUGCAGCGGAUCACCAGCACGCAGUGUUUUUACAACAAAAUAUAAUCCCACAACACGCCACAUAAUGCAGUUCCUGUCGCUGGUCAUAUUUACAAGCAGCCUGUUGAGGGAUUUUCAGGCGUCUGUUUGACCCCGAGCCCGAAGGUGACGAUUAAAGGUCGAGUAUUGAAGCCUUCGCUUUUGUUUCUCUUCAUGUAUGUAUUUUUGUUCACCGCCGCAACCCUCACAAACAAAUGUGUGUGUUGAUUUUGGUUUAAAUUGGCCUUAAAAACAAGUUUAAUCAAGAUUUAUUCUCAUGUACCUCAGAGGUGCACUUUGUAACAUGUUUUUAAGUCGCUAAUGAUCAUUAAAAGGACUGAGUUCAGCUGUCUGUUAAGAUCGUUUCAGGCCCAGAAAUAAAGUCUAUCUACCAACCCGGUCCCUGAA